AUGUUGACUCUUUUCCUUUCGCUAUCUUUAUCUAAAGAAAUAUAUGCAAAAGUGAAUGGACUCAACAAUUCAUUUUGCCAUCUACUUGCUCCUUGUGACUUCAUUAACGCUGCAAAUCAAGUUGCUAAAGGAGAUUAUAUUCAUAUUUCAGGAUCAUCAAUAGAAGAAGCAGAUGAUCUUGAUAAAAUACGCGUUUUAUUUAACGUUGCCCUAGGAAGAGGAGCAAUUGUUACUUCAAAUAAUAUGACUAUUAAUGGAACUAACUAUCGUGAAAAUGGUGUUUCGUUUAUUGUCAUCCAAUCAGCAGCAGAAUCGCGAUUACAUAAGUUUCAUUUCACAGGAUUCAAGACUUCCAUUAUGUGCUUUAGAAAAAUUGAUCAAGGCGUAAUUUCUAUGUGCAUAUUUAGUCAUAAUUACGUUGUAGGAAGUAUUGCAAUGCUAAUGUUCGGUGUUGGAAAAUGCAAACUCGAUGAAUGUUACUUAGCAGAAAAUACAGUUACAAAUACAUCACUAAUUGCUAUGUUUUCGACACAUUUAUACUUGAAUAUGACAAUUAUCGAAAGAAACUUUGUCAAACAUGACUCUCCUCAAUCUCUUCUCUACUCAAUUAAUUCUGUUUGCGAAUAUACAAAUACUACCAUCCGAAACAACGCUUCACCAUACGCUCCAUUGCAUCAAUUCGAAUUUAGAUCAUGCUUUGGCUUCUGGAAUUGCACUUGGGAGAAUAAUCAUCACCAAGAAUUAUUAUUAUGCGAUGGAACAUGCGAAUUUAACUUUUCGAACAACUCCGUACAAUACAAUCAAGGUACUUUCAUAAGUACUUCAGCUGGAUCUGUUGUAACAUUUAAUGAAUCCGAUUUCAGAAAUAAUUUUUCAGGAGAAAAAGCCAUGUUCGACAUUCCAGGAAGUAAAUUCAUUGUAUAUUCGACAGCAGAUUUCAGAAGUAACACGGGCAGAGCAUUUAUCGAUACACGUGGCCUCAAAUCAGAUAUUCAAAUACAAAAAGCCAAGUUUUCAGAGAACAGGUUCGAUGAAUCAGUAAUACUAACAGAUAGUAAUAGUACAAUUGACAUUUACCAGACUACUUUCUCAGAAAAUAUGGCAAAUCUUGGAACAAUUCACGCAAACCAGUCAUCUGUCAAGAUCCAUCACUCGCAGUUCACCAAGAAUCAUGGAACUGCAAUCAAUGUAACAGAUUCCAUCUCUUCAAUCGAUGCAAAUCACUUCACAAGCCCUCUUGGACCUUCUAUUACUUCGAAUCGAGGAACGACCAAUGUAAUCUCGAACUUUUUCAGAGGACAAGUGAUCGGAGGACACUUAAAUAUUAAUGGAAAACAUAGACUUUAUGGAUUGAAGUUUACUGCUUCAGAUUCAUUUGCUUUGUCAAGCAAAUUGCGAAAGGACUGCUUCAUGUGUUCGUACAAGGAAAGAAAGGACACAAUUUUCUCUUGGGCAGAGAUUGUUGGACCGAAAUUACUUAUAAUUGUUCUUAUUAUUUUCUUUUACUUCUUAUUCCAGACGAAGUUACACAAUUACGUCAGGAUAUUCUUCUUAAAGAAGGAUUUGUAA
Molecule: messenger RNA, 1569 nt
Organism: Trichomonas vaginalis G3
Lineage: Eukaryota; Parabasalia; Trichomonadida; Trichomonadidae
Product: pectin lyase-like family
Exons: 1
Coding region: 1-1569 (522 amino acids)
Source: RefSeq, a predicted model, not a curated record